AUGUCCGAUAAUAUGCAAAUAGACUCGCCAUUGCAAGAAAUCGACGAGGGUUUAUACUCACGUCAAUUGUAUGUGUUGGGUAAAGAAGCAAUGCUCAAGAUGCAGAAUGCCAACGUCUUAAUCAUUGGUUUAAAUGGAUUGGGUGUUGAGAUUGCCAAAAACAUUGCCCUUGCUGGGGUCAAAUCAUUAAGUUUGUACGAUCCAAACCCAAUUCAAAUUCAAGAUUUAUCAACACAGUUUUUCCUUUCUGAGUCGGAUAUUGGUCAGCCAAGGGAUCAAGUGAGUGCUGUUAAAUUACGCGAAUUGAAUGCAUAUGUUCCUAUUAGCGUUGUUGACAAUGUCAAGGAAGAGACUUUGUUGAAAUUUAAAUGUAUUGUUACAACCAAUAUCUCUUUGGAGCAACAAGUCCAAAUCAAUCAAAUAACCCAUGCCAAUGACAUUGGGUAUAUAAAUGCCGAUGUUCGUGGUUUAUUUGGACAAAUUUUUGUUGAUUUUGGUGACAAGUUUACCAUUGUUGAUCAAACUGGCGAAGAACCAUUGUCAGGGAUUGUGUCUGAUAUUGAGAAAAAUGGAACCGUAACUAUGUUGGAUGAAAAUAGACAUGGGCUUGAAGAUGGCAAUUAUGUUAAAUUUUCCGAAGUCGAAGGAUUGCCAGCCUUGAAUGAAGGCAUACACAAGGUUGAAGUUUUGGGACCUUAUGCAUUCAAGAUUAAGUUGGAUGGAAUCGAAGGUGAAUACAAAAAGGGAGGUCUUUACACCCAAGUAAAAGUGCCAAAAGAUGUUAAAUUUGAACCUUUACUUGAACAGUUGAAAAACCCCGAGUUUUUAAUAUCCGAUUUUGCCAAAUUUGACAAACCAGCACAAUUGCACAUAGGAUUCCAAGCCUUGCACGCCUUUAAGACCAAAAGACAAAGAUUACCAAAACCUUAUAAUGUGGAGGAUGCCAACGAAGCCUUUGCUUAUGCUGAACAAUUGGCUAAACAAAACAACGUUGAGGAUAUUGAUGAAUCGUAUUUGAAGGAAUUAUUUUAUCAAGCUCAGGGAGACAUCCCGGGAAUGGUGGCAUUCUACGGCGGGUUAAUUGCCCAAGAAGUUUUGAAAUGUUGCUCCUCCAAGUUUACCCCAAUCAAGCAAUGGUUAUAUUUUGAUUCAUUGGAGUCGUUACCUGGUAAAGAAGAAUACCCCCGCAGUGAAGAAAAUAAUAAGCCCAUUGGCUCAAGAUAUGAUGGGCAAAUUGCCGUAUUUGGUAAGAAAUUCCAAGACAAAAUUGCCAAUUUAAAAGUAUUCCUUGUCGGAGCCGGAGCCAUUGGUUGCGAAAUGUUGAAAAAUUGGGCAAUGAUGGGAUUAGGUUCAGGCCCUGAUGGUAAGAUUUUCAUCACUGACAAUGACUCGAUUGAGAAAUCCAACUUGAAUCGUCAGUUUUUGUUUAGACCCAAAGACGUUGGUAAAAACAAGUCAGAUGUUGCUGCGCAAGCGGUCCAAGCUAUGAAUCCUGCGUUGAAAGGCAAAAUUGAAUCAAGAUUGGACAAAGUGGGACCAGAGACACAAGAUAUUUUUGACGAUGCAUUUUGGAACAAUUUGGAUUUGGUUACCAAUGCAUUGGACAACAUCGAAGCUAGAACUUAUGUUGAUAGUCGGUGUGUAUUUUUCCAAAAACCAUUGUUAGAGUCUGGAACAUUGGGAACAAAAGGUAACACACAAGUUGUUGUUCCAUUUUUGACUGAGUCAUACUCAUCGUCGCAUGACCCACCAGAAAAGUCAAUUCCGUUAUGUACCUUGAGAUCGUUCCCCAGCAAAAUUGACCACACUAUUGCAUGGGCCAAAUCAUUAUUCCAAGGGUAUUUCGUUGACUCACCAGAAAGUGUGAAUUUGUAUUUGAGUCAACCAAACUAUGUUGAGCUGUCGUUGAAGCAAAACCCAGAUAAGAAAGGAACUUUGGAAAACAUUUCCAAGUACUUGAAUCAACGUCCGUACAGUUUUGAAGAUUGCAUCAAGUGGGCCCGAUUGGAAUUCGAAACCAAAUUCAAUCACGAGAUUAAGCAAUUGUUGUACAAUUUUCCCCACGAUGCUAAGACCUCAACUGGAGAACCAUUUUGGUCAGGACCCAAACGUGCUCCUACCCCAUUAAAGUUUGACGUCAAUAACAAGGACCAUUUGGAUUUCAUUAUUGGCGGGGCAAAUUUGUUGGCAUUCAUUUAUGGGUUGAAGGAGCAAAAUAAUAUCGACACCAAGGUUUUGGAUAAAGUUGAAGUCCCUGAAUUCCAACCAAAGUCUGGAGUUAAGAUUGCUGCUACUGAUGCCGAAGCUGAGGAACAGGCUAAUAACUUAUCUUCUGAUGACGAUGAACAAGUUAGGAAAAUUGCUGCAUCUUUACCCGAGCCAAGCACUUUGGCUGGGUACAGAUUGAGCCCAAUUGAGUUUGAAAAGGACGACGAUACCAACCACCAUAUAGAGUUUAUCACUGCUGCUUCAAACUGUAGAGCAUUAAACUAUGGUAUUGAAACUGCAGAUGCCCACAAGACAAAGUUUAUUGCCGGUAAGAUUAUUCCAGCUAUUGCUACUACAACCGCAUUGGUUACAGGGUUAGUGUGUCUUGAAUUAUACAAGGUUGUUGAUAAGAAGGAUGAUAUUGAGCAAUACAAAAAUGGGUUCAUUAAUUUGGCAUUGCCAUUUAUUGGAUUUUCUGAGCCUAUAAAGUCAGCUCGUGCUAAAUAUGGCGCUAAAGAAUACGACCAAGUAUGGGAUCAAAUCAUUAUCGACAAAGACAUAACAUUACAAGAAUUGAUUGAUAAGUUUGCCAAUGAAGAUAAAUUGGAGAUUUCAAUUUUAUCAUACGACGUUGUUGUAUUGUAUGCUUCUUUCUUCCCGCCAAAAAAGAAGCAAGAGAGAUUGGGCUUGCCUAUUUCCCAAGUGGUUAAAUUAGUCACCAAAAAGGAUAUUCCAGCCCACGUCCAUUAUUUGGUGUUGCAAGCCUGCUGCGAAGAUGAAGAAGGUGAAGAUGUAGACGUUCCACCAAUCAGUAUCAAGUACAAAUAG
Molecule: messenger RNA, 3036 nt
Organism: Lodderomyces margitis
Lineage: Eukaryota; Fungi; Ascomycota; Pichiomycetes; Serinales; Debaryomycetaceae
Gene: UBA1
Product: E1 ubiquitin-activating protein
Exons: 1
Coding region: 1-3036 (1011 amino acids)
Biological process (GO): protein sumoylation
Cellular component (GO): cytoplasm; SUMO activating enzyme complex
Molecular function (GO): SUMO activating enzyme activity
Source: RefSeq, a predicted model, not a curated record